GCUAUCCACUUCCCAAUAUUCCUCCUAACAAUGGCUUCAACAAUUCCUUUAUCUCUCUUCUUAGCUUUGCUUUUUUUCUUCAGUCCCUCCAUAGCCCAACCCGUUAAACGUAGAGCUCUUCUUCCAGUAACCAAAGAUGCAGCCACUAAACAGUAUAUCACUGUUAUUAGCCAAAGAACUCCUCUUGUACCCGUCAAACUAACUGUUGAUCUUGGCGGACGUUUCUUAUGGGUGGACUGUCAAGAUAACUAUGUUAGUUCAACAUUGACACCAGUCAUUUGUGAUUCCAUGUUCUGUAGACUUUCUCAAGCUGGUGCAUGUUCUGGUAAUUGCACUGGCUCAUCACCACUACAUCCUAAUAAAGAUUGCUUUUGCUCACAUCUUGCAUAUAACCCUUUUUCUCGCACCAGCACUGGUACCGAGCUCAAUGAAGAUGUUAUCACUCUCCAAGAUACAAACGGAUCGACACUCGGCCCAUUUCUCAAGCCCGGUAAGGUUGUUUUUGGUUGUGCGGAUGCUUCAAUACUUAAAAGUUUAGCAAAGGGAGUUAAGGGAAUAGCUGGACUUGGAAAUGGCUAUGUAUCAAUUCCUUAUCAACUAAUUUAUCGUUUCUCUAGACCCCGAAAAAUUGGUCUUUGUUUGAGCUCCUCAACAACUUCUCCUGGAGUUAUAUUUUUCGGUUAUCCAGAACCAUAUAAUUUCCUUCCUGGCAUUGAUGUAUCCAAAAACCUUCUGUACACACCUCUUCUUACAAACCCUAUUAGUACUGCUGGAUCAUAUUUUGGAGGGGAGACAUCAACGGACUAUUUUAUUGGAGUUAAAUCUAUUAAAGUUAAUGGUGAGUUGGUCCUUAUAAAUAACUUAUUAUUGCAAAUAAACAAGGAAACUGGAAAAGGGGGAACAAAAAUUAGUACAGUUGAUCCUUACACUGUGUUAGAGACUUCAAUUUACAAGGCAUUAGUUAAGGCAUUUACACAUGCACUAACUAUUCCUAGAGUUAAAAAAGUAGCACCAUUUGAGAUGUGUUACAAAAGGACUAGCUUACCUAGUACAAGAGUUGGACCUGGAGUUCCAACUAUUGAAUUUGUUUUACAAGGUAAAAAAAGUACUGAGACACCUUCGUUCCUUAUCUAUGGAGCCAACUCAAUGGUGGCUGUGACAGAUGAAGUGCUUUGUUUAGGAUUUGUGAAUGGUGGAGAAGAUCAGACCACCUCGAUUGUAAUAGGAGGACAUCAAAUUGAGGAGAACUUGGUGCAAAUUGACAUUGAUAAUAAGAGGGUUGGUUUCAGCAAUUCACUCUUAUUCAGGCAAACUACAUGUGCCAACUUCAAUUUUGGGUCGAAACAGGGUCAAGAGUUGGGAGGAUUGGAGAUUAUGUAAACUGUCGUGUCAUUUAGUUCGUUGUGUUGUAGUAGGACAUCUUUGUCCAAGUCAAUGUUGUUUUUGAAGUUUAUUGUCCGCUUGAAUAAUAAUGUUGCUGUUAUCCCAUAUCUAUAUAUAUGAUGGAGAAUAUGGCAGCUUCUUUUAAA
Messenger RNA from Nicotiana tabacum (common tobacco), 1529 nucleotides. Its product is annotated as putative aspartic proteinase GIP2. Gene Ontology annotation, biological process: proteolysis. The record is from RefSeq and is a predicted model, not a curated record. Gene Ontology annotation, molecular function: aspartic-type endopeptidase activity. NCBI's taxonomy places the organism in Eukaryota, Viridiplantae, Streptophyta, Magnoliopsida, Solanales, Solanaceae.